Cutaneotrichosporon cavernicola is the source of this 525-nucleotide messenger RNA. RefSeq lists its product as uncharacterized. Gene Ontology annotation, cellular component: U1 snRNP. Gene Ontology annotation, biological process: mRNA splicing, via spliceosome; spliceosomal snRNP assembly; mRNA 5'-splice site recognition. Gene Ontology annotation, molecular function: pre-mRNA 5'-splice site binding; zinc ion binding. Lineage: Eukaryota; Fungi; Basidiomycota; Tremellomycetes; Trichosporonales; Trichosporonaceae. The transcript is spliced from 3 exons. The coding region runs from base 1 to 525 and encodes 174 amino acids. The record is from RefSeq and is a predicted model, not a curated record.
AUGCUUCUAGAUCGAGCUGACAGCAGUUACUUGACGCACGACUCAAUGAACGCCCGCAAGGCGCACAACAUAGGUCGCAACCACAUUUCCAACGUGCGCGACUACUUCGCCAACCUCGGGCGUGACGGGACGCAGAACCACAUCGACCAGAUUGUCACCAGCCAUGAGGGCGGUGGUCGCGCGCAGAUGUUUGCGGCGCCUAGCAUGCGUCUCGGUGCUGGGUUUAUGAACCCCAUGGCAACAGCGCCACAGGGAGGCUCCGCAUACCCACCGUUCCAGGGCGGCGCGCCCCCUCCCUUCCCACCGCGCCCGCCAUUCCCUCCCGGCCAGAACCAGGGCGGCUUUGGCAGCGGCGCACCUCCUCCAUUCCCUCCUUCCGGCGGCGCCGUGCCCCCCUUCCCUCCUCCUGGGCAAGGCCGCGGAGGGCCGCCUCGUCCUCCGCCUAACUUUACGCCACAGCAGGGUCCUCCCCCGCCUGGCAACCCCGGCGUUCAUCCUGACCGUAUGCGGAUGAUGAACCACUAG